This is a messenger RNA of Nerophis ophidion (straightnose pipefish), 3138 nucleotides long. It is a transcript of the gene irf5, whose product is annotated as interferon regulatory factor 5. Gene Ontology annotation, cellular component: nucleus. The record is from RefSeq and is a predicted model, not a curated record. Gene Ontology annotation, biological process: regulation of transcription by RNA polymerase II; immune system process. Lineage: Eukaryota; Metazoa; Chordata; Actinopteri; Syngnathiformes; Syngnathidae. The transcript is spliced from 9 exons. Gene Ontology annotation, molecular function: DNA-binding transcription factor activity, RNA polymerase II-specific; protein binding; RNA polymerase II cis-regulatory region sequence-specific DNA binding. Bases 131 to 1450 code for a protein of 439 amino acids.
CUUGUGUGAAUGUGGCGUGUUUGACAUUUAGUUUAGUUCACUUUUUCUCCGCGGCUCUUUUCUCUGGUUAGUUUGUGGGACGAGAGAGAGGAGCUUGUUUCAACCAAAGACCGGGAGCAGGAGUGCAAGCAUGAGCAUGCAACCUCGAAGAGUCCGCCUGAAACCGUGGCUUCUGGCUCAAGUGGACAGCGGCCGAUUCCCCGGUCUUCAUUGGCUGAACGCCGAGCGCCGACUUUUCCAGAUCCCGUGGAAACAUGCGACACGUCACACGCCAACAUGUGAAGAUGAUAACACCGUCUUCAAGGCGUGGGCUCUUGAAACAGGAAAAUUCCAGGAAGGCGUGGACGAACCGGACCCAGCCAAGUGGAAAGCCAACCUUCGUUGUGCGCUGAAUAAAAGUCGAGAGUUUCAACUCAAGUUUGAUGGCACCAAAGAGAUGCCAGUCGAAGCCUAUAAAAUUUAUGAAGUUGUUUGCACGGAUGCCACAGCAGAUGACGAUGAGAUACCAAAUCUGACAGAGCUGACAAUAGAUUCCAGGAUCCGUGACUCUGGCUCUGUCACAUCACUUCCACCUCCCCCCAGUGAUUUGAGCCAGUUUUGUGCCUCCACCAGCGAAACAUUUGCGCGUUUUCAUCCACUCACCUCUGAGCCAAUGUUAGAUGGGAUGAACUUAGAUCACACCCCGAAUGAGGCGUGUGCUGUGGUCCAGGGUCAUGUUGUAGACCCUCCAAACCUGCUCAGCAGCAUUCCAUUAACUGAUCUGGAUCUUAAGUUCCAAUACCGCGGCCGGGCAAUGGGUUCUCUGACUGUCAGUAACCCUCAAGGCUGCCGGCUGUACUAUGGACAACUAGAGCCCAACCCAGAGCAGGUGGAAUUGUUUGGACCAGUCACCCUACAACAGGUCCGGUUUCCGGGAACUUCUGAGAUCUUGAGUCAGAAGCAACGGGAGUUCACAGAAGCCCUCCUGAACGUGAUGGAUCGUGGCCUAAUCCUAGAAAUCUGGGAGCAGGACAUUUACGCUUUACGCCUCUGUCAGUGUAAGGUGUUCUGGUCUGGACCGGGUGUGCCUGAUCAGGGCCAACCCAAUCGGUUAGAGAGGGAGAGGAGAGUCAGGGUUUUCAGCCUCAACGACUUCCUGCAAGGACUGAUCUUAUACCAGAAGGGUGAAGUUCCGAAUGCCCCCCCUUUUGAGAUCUGCUUCUGCUUUGGAGAGGACUGGCCUGACAUGAGACCCAAAGAGAAGAAACUCAUUGUGGUUCAGGUGGUUCCUGUAGUGGCUCGCAUUCUAACAGAAAUGUUCUCCGGAGAGCAGAGCUGGUCCAUUGACAGUAUCCGACUGCAGAUCUCAAUCCCAGAUGUGAAGGACCAGACAGUGGAGCAGUUCAAAGAGCUUCAGAGACUCCUCCAGAGUCAACAUGUCCACGCGCACUGGACUGACACUGUUCCCUAAAAAACAUUCAAAUCCCUUAGAACCGGUCCUGGGGAAUCAGGUGCUUAAGGCGUUACUUAGAAAACCACAAUCGCCCAGACAGUUUUAGCUAAACUGUAUUAUGCUAAUGUUUGUACUAAUAUUGAUUAUCAAAGUUUGGUCCAAAUAUGAAGGUUUGUUGGCGUUUGUCCUAAAAAUGACCAUGAUGCUUUAGUAUUUUAACCAAUAGUUUUUUUUGCCUGCAUUCAAAGACUUAUAACGUACAUUUUUUAUAGGUUUUGCUUAAUGGCGCUUUUCUGUUAGUUUUGUGUUCAUGUUGUGCAGGUUGUAGUGCGUAUGUUUUGAUAAUUUAAUGAGUGGUAGGUGAAUCUUUCAGUAACUAUAAAUUGUAUGAUGAACAACCAGUAAUUCCAAAUAUUACAGAAUGUACGAUCAUUUGACUUUUUAGCUUUUAGCAAACAUUGCACCCUGCACGCCACCUGAUGUUGUGCAUUGUCUUUGAAACCAGGUGGGGGCGAUGUUCUGCCAGUGACAGCUUCUAUUGAAGGUCAAACUGCAAUAGUUUCUUAACCAUUGUUGGGCAGCCUCAGCCCCUUGAGGGCCUACAAAAUCGAUCAAAUGUGGUCAGUAUGGGCCGCGGCGGGACUUUUGUGGCAGUAAUGACAAUAUCAAAUAAUCAGUCUGGAGCUCAAGUCACAAAAUUUUCAUAAGCACAAAAAAUCUGAUUAAAGUUAUGAAGCUACAUUUUCAUUUGCACUUUCAUUUUAUUCACAGUUUAGUUAGGGAACCGUGUUAUAAUUUAGCUAUAAUGUAUUUAUUUUAGGACUGCAUAGUGGUAAAUUUGUUUUUAUUUUACUUUUGUUGGAGUCCCAUUCUAUGUAGUAUAUUUGAUUACUAUUUAUUUGUUUAACAGUCUGAUCUAAGCCCUGAUAAUAAUCUUUGAUUAAAACUUGGUUUCAUAUCCUUUCACAAGGUUGUAUACUGUAAGUAGAUAAUAUAUAAUUAUUGAAUACAAUUCAAAUCGAGAGUAAGAUUACUAAUUUAAUGUUGAUAUUUAAGUGGGCUUUGACCCCCUCUGUAGUGGUUGAAGUUGUGCCACAAGGUCAAAAAGGUUAAGAACUCCUGAUAUAAACUAUAAUAUAAAUUGCAAUAGUAGUUAAAUAUAAAUGGUCAUUUCUGUAACAAUUGAUCCUAAGCAACAGCAAACUGGGUAUCUACUAUUAUGUUCCUCAAUGUACCAUGAUUUUAAGAUUCAGGUAUGAUAAUUUGUCACACUGGUGAGUAGACAGAUAAGAUUUUUUUUAAGUUAGAUUAAUUAAAAGUCUGGAGAGGAUUAAUUUCUCUUAAUCACGAUGAAAUAUCUCAUUUAAAUAAUUAUUAAUGGUGUUUAUUUUGCAUGAGAAAAGAAAGUAUAGAAAGAUUGUAAUGUAUGCACACCUUACAUGUUUUUUAAACACUUUGAAUGUUCAUGCAUCGGUUUUUAUAAGCAAACAUUUACCCACAUUAAUGUGAACCUGUAAAGAUUGUGUGUUAUCAAUGUGCUAUUUUAAGCAGAGCAAAGAAAACUCCUUACUGCAGCAUGUGCAUAAUGUUUAUUUUCUUUGACUGUUCUAUUUUUUCCCCCCCAAAAUUCUCAUGCAGGGGGCCAACGUGUUUAUUGUAGGAAGUGUCAAAUGGGCCAGAAAUAAAUGUAUUUUCAAUUAGUUAAA